UUUAAGGCCCCCCCCCGCGUGGGGGAGGGGAUGGAGGCUUCCGGGUUGGGGAGGGGAAGGGAGGCACCGCCGCCAUGGCCGCCGUUUUGGGAUACUGGGACAUUCGCGGCCUGGCUCACGCCAUCCGCCUGCUCCUGGAGUACACGGAGACGCCCUACGAGGACAAGCUGUACAGCUGCGGGGAAGCUCCCGACUAUGACAAGAGCCAGUGGAUCAAGGAGAAGGAGAAGCUGGGGCUGGACUUCCCCAACCUCCCCUACUUCAUCGACGGCAAGACCAAGCUCACGCAGAGCAACGCCAUCCUCCGCUACAUCGCCCGCAAGCACAAGAUGUGCGGCGAGACGGAGGAGGAGAUCAUCCGCGUGGACAUGCUGGAGAACCAGAUCAUGGACUUCCGAAUGAGCCUGGUGAUGGUCUGCUACAACCCUGACUUUGAGAAGCUGAAGCCGGGGUACCUGGAGCAGCUGCCAGGGAAGCUGAAGCUCUUCUCCAACUUCCUGGGGGACAGAAAGUGGUUUGUGGGGGAGAAGCUCACCUUUGUGGACUUCCUCAUGUUCGAUGUGCUGGAUCAGAACCGCAUUUUUGAACCCAAGUGCCUGGACUCAUUCAAGAACCUGAAGGACUUCAUGGACCGCUUUGGGGCCUUGGAGAAGGUCGCUGCCUACAUGAAAUCCAGCCUCUUCCUCAAGAUGCCCAUCAACAACAAGAUGGCCAAGUGGGGCAACAAGAAGGAGUAGGUGUGCGGCGUGGGGUGAGACAGGCCGGGGCGUCCUUCACCCGUCCAGGACUGACCCCCAAUGCCGUCUGUAGUGGGGGGGGGCAAGCACCGCCGGGGUGAAGCGCUCUCCUGACCACGGGCAGCCCCCCCAAAUCAAUAAAACAUGUAGAUGCAGCA
Dromaius novaehollandiae (emu) is the source of this 895-nucleotide messenger RNA. RefSeq names its product glutathione S-transferase Mu 3-like. Gene Ontology annotation, biological process: glutathione metabolic process. Bases 75 to 737 code for a protein of 220 amino acids. NCBI's taxonomy places the organism in Eukaryota, Metazoa, Chordata, Aves, Casuariiformes, Dromaiidae. The transcript is spliced from 8 exons. Gene Ontology annotation, molecular function: glutathione transferase activity. The record is from RefSeq and is a predicted model, not a curated record.